AUGAACAGUGGAUGUGCAAAGCUUCUGGAAAUCCAAUUCAUCCAUGAUGGUUCAAUAUCGUGGAAUUGUGACAAGGAGAAAAGUAGUAAAGAGAGGCAAGGCGCUAAAUCAUUGCUUCCAAAAGUCCUGCGCAUUCGGUUUCAAAUCGUUCUAUACCUCAUAUUUGGCUAUAUGCAGGGUUCUAGCAGUGGGAAUCUGGGACCUAUAGCCUUGAUAACACCAAUACCAAAUUGUCUGACCAAAAUUCCAGCAGAAGUUGACGCAAGUCGCGAGGUAUCCACUCAGUCCCAAAAGGUCUUUCUGACCGUCAUACCCCUCAUCAAUGGAUCUUUUCCAAGCACAAUCCGGUUUUCACAGGUACGUGACGAGGAUCCCAUGCUGGGUUUACUGCCGGGUCAUGGUGAGAAGCUGAAACCAAUGAACACUGGUUAUAAUGAAGGGAAGGAGAGAGAGAGAAUAGAAUGCCGGCUAUGUAAAAGGUUCCUCUAUCACCUUAAGGCUAGGAGGCGUAUUGGUGUAAAAUAA
Molecule: messenger RNA, 525 nt
Organism: Sclerotinia sclerotiorum 1980 UF-70
Lineage: Eukaryota; Fungi; Ascomycota; Leotiomycetes; Helotiales; Sclerotiniaceae
Exons: 4
Coding region: 1-525 (174 amino acids)
Source: RefSeq, a predicted model, not a curated record